Messenger RNA from Acanthaster planci (crown-of-thorns starfish), 498 nucleotides. RefSeq lists its product as uncharacterized. Lineage: Eukaryota; Metazoa; Echinodermata; Asteroidea; Valvatida; Acanthasteridae. The record is from RefSeq and is a predicted model, not a curated record.
AUGGGGCGCCGCGACCCGCUUCCAGCCCCGGCCCGACCGACCCAGCCCUCAGAGCUAAUCCUUCUCACGAAGAUAUGGAUCCGGGUUGCCGAAUUCCCUUACCUAAAUUGUUCUAUCGACCAGAGGCUGUUCACCUUGGAGACCGGCUGCAGCUUUGGGUACUACCCGAGGCGACGGUCCACGCACUCCCCCGCAUUUUCAAGGGUCGGCUGGAGCUCGCAAGACGCCGCUGGAGACGCGGCGCUCUGCGGGGCCGCAGCCCCUAGCUCCGGACAAGCCAAUUUCAGGGAUCCCGCCCCUUACCAAGAAAAGAAAACUCUUCCCGGGGCCAAGGCCGGCGUCUGCGGGCUCGCUUCGCAGUUCGGACCGCCGUGGAGGACGAAGGGCUCCCCAUGCGGGUUCAGAAAUAUUGACCCGAUUCCCUUUCGCACGGGGGGCGAGGCCCCGGCCCUGCGAGGAGGAGGGCGCCCGUCUCCGCUCGGGGAGGAUUUUCCCUGA